UCGGCCUGAACCCAAGCUCUGGCACGCGGCCCAGACACUUAGAGGCUCUGAGGAGCGGUUAAGGUGGUGUUGGUGAAGGUACGUUGCCUGCGGCAUCCAUGGCGAGCACGGCGCUUCGGCUGCUGCGCGGCCGCGAGCUGCUAAGAAGACACUUCCCAACUUGCCUGACUCCUUGGAAAAUUCCUCCUCAUGUCUUAAAAUCUUCCCAGGCAGAAGGUGUACUUAAUAUAACAAAUAAUGGAUUUCCCUGUGCCCCACUGCAAACAUUUACAGAAGAGGAGAUGAUGAUAAAGAGCACAGUUAAAAAAUUUGCCCAGGAACACGUAGCUCCUUUGGUUUCAACAAUGGAUGAAAACUCAAAAAUGGAGAAAUCAGUAAUACAAGGAUUAUUUCAACAAGGGUUGAUGGGUAUUGAAGUCGACCCAAAAUAUGGAGGAACAGGAGCUUCAUUUUUUUCUUCUGUCCUGGUGAUAGAGGAAUUGGCCAAAGUUGAUGCAUCUGUGGCUCUCGUGUGUGACCUCCAGAAUACAAUAAUUAACAAGCUGAUUAAAAAGCAUGGAACAGAAGAACAAAAGGCCACCUAUUUGACCAAGCUGUGCACAGAAAAAAUUGGAAGUUUCUGCCUGUCAGAGUCUGGAGCAGGUAGUGACCCAUUUGCUUUGAAAACCAGAGCUGAAAAAAAAGGAGAUUAUUAUGUCAUCAAUGGGUCAAAGAUGUGGAUCAGCAGUGCCGAGUAUGCAGAGCUUUUCCUGGUGUUGGCAAAUAUAGACCCUUCCAUUGGAUAUAAAGGAAUUACUUGCUUCUUAGUAGAUCGUGAUAUUGAAGGCCUUCAUGUAGGGAAAACAGAAAACAAAUUGGGGAUCAGAGCAUCUUCCACUUGCCCAUUAACAUUUGAAAAUGUUAAGGUUCCAGAAACCAGUAUCCUAGGGCAAGUUGGACAUGGAUAUAAGUAUGCCUUAGGGGGUCUUAAUGAAGGUAGAAUAGGAAUUUCUGCACAGAUGCUGGGACUGGCACAAGGAUGUUUUGACUACACUAUCCCAUAUGUUAAAGAAAGGGUACAGUUUGGCAAAAGAAUAUUCGAUUUUCAGGGGCUCCAACAUCAAGUGGCUCACGUGGCCACCCAGCUGGAGGCUGCAAGACUACUGACAUAUAAUGCUGCUAGGCUUUUAGUAGCUGGAAGGCCAUUCAUCAAAGAGGCAUCUAUGGCCAAAUACUAUGCAUCAGAGGUCGCGGGACUAACCACUAGUAAAUGCAUCGAGUGGAUGGGUGGAAUAGGCUACACCAAGGAUUGCCCUGUGGAAAAAUACUUCCGAGAUGCAAAGAUUGGUACAAUAUAUGAAGGAACUUCAAACAUCCAGCUGAGCACCAUUGCAAAGCACAUCGAUGCACAGUACUGACAUCCAUGGGGAGAGGACACCUCCCUGAUGUCAGUGGUUGUAAAAGUUGCAACUAUUGUCCUUUGUUGCGACUAAACCUCCAUGGCAUUGAUAAAUUUUAUUUAGCCAUUUGUGAUGGUCCUUGGGGUUUUAUCUUUCCAGUCUGUUUAACUUGGGCCCAGGAAAUCAUUUUCUAACUUGAGAAGAAAUGCAUCCAUAUUUUCUCCAAAACUGUUUUUAAAGUUCUCUAUAUAUUCUAUAUACAUUAUCUAUAUACAUUAUUGUUCUAGCUUCAGAGUUUACAGAAGUCUCACCUCAUCAGCAUUUGGAAAAAUAAAGGCAUCUGAAGUUUUACUUACAGAAAUAGCUAUUUAUAUUCCAAUCAAAUCUUUAUUUUGUGAUAUCAGUCAAAGAAAUGUUUGUUAUGGUAUGCAAUUUUUAUGGACUACUUUAUAGAUUUAAUUCUAUAUUGCUAAAUUAUGUGGAAAUUGAUAACUAUUCAGAAAAAUCUAAAAAUUCCAGCUCUAAAUAUCUGAGCAUGCAUAGAAAAUAAGGGUGUAAUUCUGUAGAUCAUAUAACUGAAGAAAACAUUAUUUUAACCAAGUCAAGCAAUAUGAUUUGUUACUAUAAUUGAAGUCUUUAAAAGUUGCAUUUCAUAAUGGUUUCAGCAGAUUGUUUUAAAAAAAAUUCUCUGUAUUAGUUUUCAAGUAGAAAGUUUAAAUAAUUUGUUUAAAUCAGAAAAUCUUCAAUAGUGUUAUAUUCAUUCUAGCAUUCACAAUUUUUUCAAUAAUACAAUGUCUUUCUGUAUUAAGAUUGAAUACUAUUUCCUCAAAAUUAGUUAUUGAACUUUAUAAUGAGUCAUAAUUCAGAAAUUGUGUUUUGGUUCAGUGAUUCUGAGGGGGUUGCCUUGCCCCAUAGACAAGGGUAUCAAAAUCUUGUAAGGAAUGGGGGAAGAAAGAAGGUUGUAACAUUUUAAAAAGCAUGUUCAUUAUUAAAAUAAUUUCAUAUUUGGUAAGGGAAAAAUAAAUCUAUUUUACAGUACAAAUUAUAGGAAUAUAAUGCUUAUCAAAAUAUGUAGCUGGUUAUGCCCUUUUUUCAGUGUCAGGGAUUCUCCAUCAGGAAAACAGACCCUUCUGGGUAUUUGUCCCCUCAGGAGGGACGGGGCCAUGGGGUGGGGGAAUCUAUUAGAGAUGUUAAAAAAUGUUCCAGGGCCCAUGCAGUUGCUUAAAAUAAUCAUUGCUAUUAAAUAGGAAGCAUGUUACUACUUUAGUAAAAGGACAGUGUUUAUUAAGAAAAUCUGACCUUUUCAAAGUAAUUUUUCUUAGUACAUUCAUGUUUAUUGGAUUGGAUUAAUUUUUUAUUGGAAAUUAUAGCUAAAUAUUCAAAACUGUGUAAAUACAAUUGAGGUAGGAAUUCUAUUAAACUGUUACAAAAAGCUGAGAACAAAUUUAAACCUUGGAUCAAAAGAGAUGAAGUCUAUUUGACUUAUUAAUAGGGAGAUGAUGGAAACCCAGUCAUUCUGUCUUACAGAACAAAAGAGUAAUCUGAUAAGAAAGGUAGGUGGUAGAUGAAAUGCCCUAAAAAGGGGUUUGGACAAUCUUUAGCUUCUGUGAUUGUGUGAAAGAGGUGGACUUCACAGAUCACUGAGUAGAAGCCAACAUUAAAUAAAAAGAAUCCCAACUUCUUCCUGUAGAAUUAUAAACACCUGAAACUAUAAUAUAAACCUCAUGUUCAGACUAGCAACAUUAGAGAGCUUCCUAUUUACAUCUGGAGCUUGAAUUCAUAUUUAGUAUUGAUUUUAUGUGUAAGUACAAGUUCUACUUUUGUGUGUCUUUUUGCUUAUGGUCACAAAAAGUUAAAAUUUUUCAUUUUGCCUUAAUUAUAUUAUGUAUUAUAGUUAAUAUAUGCACAUGCCUUCUUAUAUUAAUGAACUAUUAUGUCUUACUUUUUUUCUUUUUUUUUUUUUUUUUGUAUGUGUGUGUGUCUUAACUUUUUACCAAAGAGGAUAUAGUGGGUUUCCCAGUAAUUCUCUCCUUAUAGCUUUUCUUCUUAGUAACCAUGACUUUGGGAUCUUUAAAACUGUCUAUCUUGAGUUUAUGUCUGGUGGGGGUCCAGAGCUCUUCACCCCUCAAGCCUGUCAUUAUUGUUUGUUAAUUUGAGGUUCAGGCUGUCAUGGGGUUUGGAGGGAGAGACCCAAACACAGAACCACUUGGCCACAUUUAUGUGAGAGGAGCUAGACUCAACCAAAUUGCCAAGUUAGUAUUGUUAGAGAUUUGAUUUUCCCACAUGGACAUUAGAUUUUGGAAUCGUGGCAAGAUGUUAGAGAACCAGCCAUCCAGUUCUUUCCUUUUAAAUGUGAAAGAUAAAUAGCCCAGAAUAUUUACUCAAAGUCAUCCAUCCAGGGACAAAGGCGAAGACAAGAAUCCAAAUGUGUGACUACCAUUUCAGUGCUCUUUGUCUCUGUUCGACAAAGUUUGGAUAUCAUCCUUGUUAUAUUUCAGAACUUUGUUUAUUUUACAUCUGACUGAUGAAGAACACUUCAGAAGUGUUAUGAUUGGCCCGUCAUUGCUUACAUAUAUUAAUCAGCUGCCAAAGACACCGAUGUUUGGAGAACUCUCCCAAGGUGUGGGUGUAGGUCAAAUGUGAAGAUUAUUUUGUGUCAUCAUUUGGUUUUAUGAUUAUGAUGUAUUUCAGAAAAUAUAUAUCCCUGCUGAUGUAUUUUGCUGUUCUUUCAUAAAGUGAAAAUUUUGUUUUAAUGGUAUAUAUCAGACUGUAUUCAGUAUUCCAAAAUCAAUACUCUAUGGAGAAUGAAAAAAUAAAGCACUAAGUAAAUCUGAAGUUUUUGCAACUCUGAUAAAGCAAAAAUGGUUUGUUGCACACACAGAUGAAAUAAGGAAAUAAUGCGAUCUUCCUACGAGGUUGAGAAAUAAAAUACCUGUAUUUACCAAG
Messenger RNA from Choloepus didactylus (southern two-toed sloth), 4325 nucleotides. It is a transcript of the gene ACADSB, whose product is annotated as acyl-CoA dehydrogenase short/branched chain. Gene Ontology annotation, cellular component: mitochondrion. Gene Ontology annotation, molecular function: acyl-CoA dehydrogenase activity; flavin adenine dinucleotide binding. The coding region runs from base 99 to 1397 and encodes 432 amino acids. NCBI's taxonomy places the organism in Eukaryota, Metazoa, Chordata, Mammalia, Pilosa, Megalonychidae. The record is from RefSeq and is a predicted model, not a curated record. The transcript has 11 exons.